AUGUCUCCCGCCGCUCUACUUGUUCUACGCAGCAACUUUGCCCAUCUCUCGACACUACGUUCCAACCGUCGUUCACGACACUCAUCGCCAAUCCCGGGAAAGCUCAAACUUUGUUCCCUUGUCACCACCACCAAGCGUCAACAUGGCCUGAUACCCGCAUCUUAUUUGGCAGCUCGAUCUCUACACCAAGCUGUGGCAACAGCUAUCUCAAACCAUCAAUCCCCAGUCACCCUACCCAACGCCCAUAUCGUCUCCCCUUCCCGCCUCUUCCCUGCCCGUCCGUCUCAUCAGGAUCCAGAGACUUCCGACCGAGCUGCGAUCAAUGCGCCGACUGCAAAGAUCACUCGUCAAGUCAGUCCAAGUUGCUUACCGCCAACCGGCGACCGCCUUUACUCUCCCAUCCAUGCAUUCAAGCAUUGUCUUGACGUUCCUGCGUUACCAUGUCACGCCUAACACACCAACGGAGCAACUAGGUAAGGGGCAUCCGCGUCUUCACUGUUGUCUUCAUCUCUAACACCGCCGCGAUCCCGGGACCUGCCCUUAACGAUGCCGCCCCCAUCUCAUGAUUUCAGCAGGGCUGACGCUGCAGCUCAUGCGGCGCAAAACAACAAUGUGGUACACAACACAGUCUCCGUCACUGAGGCUACAUGCUUCCAAAGAUGCGGUACUGAUACAACCCAGGACCACCAACCAUCCAACAUUUUGACUGGCUUACAAACAUCCAUACACAGGCCAGCUCGGAUCUUCUCCACACAGCCCACAUCCGAGGGUCCGGUGCUGUUUGACACAAGGAGCUUAAAAGAGAAAGAAGGAGAACGAAAAGAAGAAAAAGAGGACCAUGUACCUCCAUCCUCGGAUCAUGCCUAAGCAAGACAUCAUCCCCGGUCGACGAUUCGCGAGCCGCAGCGACAACCAGAGGAUCGACAACCUACUCGCGGCCAGACCCCCUCAACUUAUCAGCCGCCUUGAUACGAUAUGCUUCCAAGACUUUUGCAACCCCCCCCAGCAAACCGUUCUUCAUCACGCGAUGCAAAGUUUCGUCGUCAACAUUUGUCGAAGCAUCACCCGGCCAGGGCUCUGAGAAGGCGUUGCUACACAGUACAACCUUCACGGUCUCUGGAGAUCUAGGCUGACGACCGAGUCAAGAUGGGAGAGCAAGGAUGGCAGUGGAUAGUUGUUUCCAAAGCACCCCGUCGCCGUCCGGACAACGUCUCCUUUGGUGUCGCUUCUCGGCCGUCCCCUAAGCGACGUCCCGUCUGGGCAAUAGGCACGAGCCGUGGCGGAGGCGACGCGUUGCUUGGCCGCGUCGGACCGGGAUGCGACAUCUAAUUUGACUCGGGCAAGUCGUCCACCACCACAGCUUCCAGAAGGUGGUUCCUCCGAAGGCUGUUUACCACGAGCUUCCUUGAAACGGCCGCCGGCGAGUAACAGCAGCGCGAGGCCCACGCUACGACCGUGUACUUACUUCCAGUACACCACUACAUGGUCCCAUGGGGGCGGCUGAGCAUGAAUCGAGCUUGUAAGUGAUACUCUUUCCCUUUCCCAGACUCGAAUCUCAGCAAUUUCC
Colletotrichum destructivum is the source of this 1567-nucleotide messenger RNA. RefSeq lists its product as uncharacterized. The transcript has 2 exons. The record is from RefSeq and is a predicted model, not a curated record. Lineage: Eukaryota; Fungi; Ascomycota; Sordariomycetes; Glomerellales; Glomerellaceae. The coding region runs from base 1 to 453 and encodes 150 amino acids.